Messenger RNA from Dalotia coriaria, 3557 nucleotides. RefSeq names its product cell surface glycoprotein 1-like. The transcript is spliced from 2 exons. The record is from RefSeq and is a predicted model, not a curated record. NCBI's taxonomy places the organism in Eukaryota, Metazoa, Arthropoda, Insecta, Coleoptera, Staphylinidae. Bases 470 to 3490 code for a protein of 1006 amino acids.
GCCAAGCAGAACCGCAAGUUAUUGACCAAAAAACCAGUGUAGAGUGUGACAUAUGUGAACCUUGCAAAAUUUUACAUCAGGAUAUUGACCAACAAACAAGCACACCAAUUUGUGAUGUAUGUAAACCUUGCAAACUGGUCAAUCAACAAACCAGUGUAAAAUCAUGCGAGAUUUGUAAACCGUGUAAGGUUGCUCAACAACAAACUAGUGUAUCAUGUACUGUAUGCAAACCAUGCAAAAGUACUGUUUCGCAAUAUGAGGAUGCACUUAGUAGUCUGCCUGAUGAGGUAAUCGAAAAACCUAAAAAGAACCGGCGAGAAAAAGUGCAGAACUUUCAAAAUCAAAACAUAAACGCACAUUUAAAUUAUGUGAAAAAUAUAAAGAAAAUUCAGAACAAGUAAUACCCGAUAAAAAGGUGUCAAGCAAGGCUUGCGCGUGUGAUUUUGACAAGUUAUUGAGAAAUUCUGAAAUGGCAAAUGUGCCGUCAACACGAGCUCGCAAAGAUUCCACUUCUUCAUCCUCCAGACGUGAUAAGCAUGAAAAGGACGAGAAACGUGAUAAGCAUGAUAAAGAUGAAAAGCAUGAUAAGCAUGAUAAGAAUGAGAAGCGUGAUAAGCAAGAUAAAGAAGAGAAGCAUGAUAAGCAUGAUAAAGAAGAGAAAUAUGAUAAACAUGAUAAAAAUGAGAAGCAUGAUAAACUUGUAUGUGAUUGUGGGGGAAAAUGCAAGUGUAUUAAUUGCUUGUUCAAAAAAUCUCAACCUGCAGUUAACAAGGAAGGAUGGGUGUGUGAUUGCGAUGAUAUCUGCAAAUGCGAGCAAUGUGCUUUUAUACGGCCACAAGAUAAAAAGAAUAUGGUAUGCAGUUGUACAGGCAAAUGUGUUUGCCCCAAAUGCGAAUUUAAAAGAAACCAACAGGAAGAAGAUUAUAAAAGUGCAAAAAGCUCUGUGACUAUGGAAAAACCGAAAGGAGAUAAAUUAUCAAAACAUGAUGAUUCCAAACAUAAAUCAAGAGAUUCUUCUUCUUCUUCCCAUGAUCGUCGAAAAAGCCAUGAACGUGACGAUAAAGGAUCAUCAAAAGAUUAUCAUAGAGAUUCAAGCAGUAAAAGACCAAGUAGAUCAGGUUCCUCAGAACGACAAAACAGGAAAAGAGAUGAUGAUUUACCUUGUAAUGAAACCAAUUGUCCUGCGGAUAAGCGCAAAGUUGUUGAUGAUCGCAGUAAGCAUUCUGAACCCGCUGAAGCAAGUCGGCGUAGUAGCAAUAUUGUCGAUCAAUCUGAAUCCAGAGGACCUUCUGACAAAGGUGAUGACCACUCUUCAGAAGAAACCACAGAACCGAGCCAUCGAACUGAAUUAACUGUAGAAAGUGUCAAAAGUGCACAUGUGGAAAGUGUGGUUGAGAGUCAUCAUAGCAAACCUUCAGAAACCACCCACCAAGUAGAGGAUCAUAUAGAAGAAGCAUCAGCCGAGGUCAAUUUCCAAAAUGUACCUAGUCAAGUUUCAAGUCAUCACUCAAAAGCUGAUAUACCGUCUCCCGAACCAAGUUUUAAGAGUAUUGAAAAUAAAAGUUACCAUUCCGAGAAACCUGUUACUCCACAACCGGAAAAAGAAGACAAAAUCAGCGAAAAAGCUCCAAGCCAUCACACGCCGGAAAAGAUUCCAUCAGGCGAGCCUAGUCGCAGGAGCAGUCAUAGUCGUCAUACGAAACGUUCGGAAAUCAGUCAUCACUCGGAAAAAGUUGAAGUUGUUCAACAACCGGUAAAAGAAGAUGAACCUAGUACUAAAGCUCCGAGUUAUCAUUCUGAUGAAAAAAUUCCAUCACGCGAGCCCAGUCGCAAAAGCAGUCAUAGUCGCCAUACGAAACCUUCAGAAAUCAGUCAUCACUCGGAAAAAGUUGAGGUUGUACAACAACCGAUCAAAGAGGAUGAACCUAGACCUAAAACUCCGAGUUAUCAUUCUGUUGAAAAAAUUCCAUCUCGCGAACCUAGUCGUAGAAGCACCCAUAGUCGCCACUCGGAGAAAAUUGAAGUUGUUCAACAACCAAGUUAUCAUUCUGUUGAAACAACGGAGAUUCCCCAACAUGUUGUGGAAGAUAUUAAAGUCCCGAGUCAUCAUUCCGUUGAGAAAAUAUCAUUACACGAAGCAAGUUCACACAGUCUGGAGACAAAGCAACCUUCAGAAAUGAUUAGUCAUGUCAGCAGUAAACAUUCUGAAGAUGCAAUCAGCGAAAAGCAACCUUCAGAGGCUCCAGAAAGCAUUCACGCGGAUAUUCAAGAAGAAUUGGUUAGUCAUAAAUCUUCUGACCAUGAAGAGAAACCUAAGACUGUAUGUAAGGAUAUAUGUGCGCCAUGCAUAAAUCAACAAGUUAGUUCACCAAAGGAGGAGGAUACGGAACAAAUAGAACAAGUAGCUGAGGAACCUGAAGCUGUUCUUAUACAAUCAGAAAUUGAUGAAAAUGCCGAAAGUAUGCAUACCGAAGAAAUUGAAAGAAGUGAAAAUGAAAGCAUUUAUUCAGAUGAACCUGAAGAUGCACCUACUAAAGAACAAUCUAUUAUCGAAGUAGAAUCAGAACCCGAAGUUGAAACUGAACAAGAGGCAGAACCCGAAGAUAAACCUGAACCAGAACCCGAAGUAGAACCUGAACCAGAACUAGAAUCUGAAGUCGAACCCGUAGUAGAGCCCGAACCUGAACCUGAACAACCAGAAACACCCCCGGAACCAGAACCUGAAGAACUUAAAGAUAGUCGAACAUGUUUAGAUAAAUGUAAAGCCGUUUGCAAACCAUGUCCCCUCGGUACAGGUACCAAGCCAGCCCAAGACCAAGAAUCUCCACCAACAAACGAUGACAUCAAAGAACUCCAAAAAAUUAUACCGGAAAUAAAAUGUGGUUGUACAAAGAUAGAACCAGUGGCAGGUCCUGUACUUCAAAAGAAAGGAAGCCAAUUUGAAAGUACAGUAUCUGCUCUACAACUUGCACUGGACACAUUUGCACAAAAAUGCCAGACUAAAGAUUUAAUGAUACACGCACUGAAGAAGAAAUUAGAUGAUACUGUCGCACCAAUCGAUUACAAGAAUAAAUUUCAAGCACAAACAAGUUCACCGGAUUAUGAUCGCGUUACUCUUCAAGAAGCACUGUUGAAACCUUUGUGCCUAGAUGGAUUGGAAGCGUUUAAGAAACCUCCACUUUGCAUGUGCGGAACACCAGGCGCGUCUAAAGCUUGCGACUGUCAAAACGAUAAAACUCCGGUUGCAGUAACGGACAUUCGUCGUAUCGGCGUUAAUAGUAUUUUAGUUAAAUGGACUUGUCCUAUACGAGGAGAUCUUGUCGGCUUUGAAAUAUUUAUCAAUGGCGCGUUGAAGAGCAGAAUUUUUAGUCCUCGUCGUCGCACGGUUGUUAUUGACACUAUCGACUUGACAAUUGAUCUGGAAAUUAAACUAUUUGCGGUUGGACUUUCGGGAACUUAUCCACCGGCCGUUGCAUUUUACAGCCUUUAAUUCGGUGAUUUUUUUAUAACAACAUUUUUAUUUUUACAUCGAAUUAAAACCGUGAUUUAUACACAAA